Messenger RNA from Lactuca virosa, 907 nucleotides. The record is from the annotation of a GenBank genome assembly. NCBI's taxonomy places the organism in Eukaryota, Viridiplantae, Streptophyta, Magnoliopsida, Asterales, Asteraceae.
AAUAGUAUAGAUAGUAGAUACUCUCAUCUCCCAGUCUUUAUAGUUCCAUUAAUGUACGCUGCCGUGUGCGUGUGAUUUUCAAUUUCAUUUUCACUUCAUUCUUCUGUGUGAUUUAGCAAACCAGAUAGAUUCAUAGGGAGAGAGAAAUCUGAAAAUAAGAGAGAUGACGAUCGGAAUAAUGGAGGUGAAUCUGGUGGAUGCUCGUGGUCUUAGCAAUUCCGAUUUCCUCAAUAAAAUAGAUCCAUAUGUGUUGAUUCAGUACAAGAGUCAAGAACACAAGAGCACUAUUGCCAAAGGGCAGGGAAGCAAGCCAAGCUGGAAUGAAACAUUCAAAUUCAGGGUGGAAUUUCCAGGAUCAGAUGAACAACCUAAGCUUGUUCUCAAGAUAAUGGACCAUGAUACAUUCUCAUCUGAUGACUACAUUGGACAAACAACAAUAUACUUGAAAGAAGUACUGGAACUAGGAGUGGAGAAUGGAAGCUUUGAGCUACGUGCUCAAAAGUAUAGUAUCGUGGAUAGUAGCCAAAGCUACCGUGGAGAUCUUCGAGUGGGUGUCUCCUUCACCCCAAGGGUGGAAAAUGAAAGUUAUGCACAAGAAUUUGGAGGAUGGAAGGAGAGUCAGUGUGGUCAAAGACUCAAAAUGUUCAUGGAACUUGAAAUGGUUUCUCGAGACGAAGGAAGAGCAAUAUGUGCGUUUGACGAGGAAGAAACCAUACCAGAGACACAACCAAUAGAAAUUGGUGGCGAAGAGUAUAUGAACAGGAGAGCAGAGAUACGUUGCACUGAAACAUUUCACAAUCUUCGCAAUAACUUGGUGGAACACAUUUACGGGGUUCAAAACAUUAACCUUAAUUUGGAUCCACCGGAUGACUCCGAAGACGAGUUCUCGGAGAACGACUUUAUGUAG